AUUAGCAAUGGAAACUUGGCGAGGCGAGUUCUCGCUCAGAAAUUAAACGUAACGUAUAAGUGUACAUGUUGGAAUGUAACAUUGAAACAUCGAAUACGCUUGCGCGGCCUCCGUGCAACAGGUUUCCUCAGAGGUGCCUUUCUUUUAUGGGAAAGUGUCAUCUGCGGGUUGAUUUUCCCUCCCUGAAAUAUCGACCGCCUAAUCGCAUGCUUUCAAAUUUGAUGUGUGUGAAAUGCGGCUGGCACGUUCUCACGAUAUUAUUUCGUGCGUUUCUUCUCUCAUAUUUGUUUCCUCCCUCAUAUUUGUAUUAAUUUAGGCAAUUUCCGCUCAAUUUCGUGCUACAAGGAGGAAAAAUGAGCAAUAUAUUGGUGAUAAGCAUGAAAGAGCACAUGCAUUCGAGAUGCAUUCUUCGAGAGAUGCAAAUGUUUGUCGAAAAUCGUGAGAUGAUUGAUAUAGAAACUUUAUACUUUAGUUUCAGUAAAACUCUUCUGCGAUCUGUCGGUUUAUGGCCGCAUCAACAUAUGAGACUCAUUCAACUUCAAUAUAUUCUUUCAUUUGGUAUUCUAUUAACUGUCAUCGUGUUUCACUUCACAACGUUUAUGACCGCAGAAUGCACUUCGGAUCUAAUCGUUAAAGUUCUCGCUUCUAUGUUCGUAUUUAUAAAUAUCAUAGUUAAAUACAGUUCAUUCUGGGUAAAUAGGGUAACUAUGAAGAUAUUGUUGGAACAACUUCAAAAAAUAUGUAGCGAGCUGAAGGACGAGAACGAGCUUGCUAUCAUAGCAAAAUACGGAAAUAUCUCAAGAAGUUACACUAUUUGGUUCACAGUACAUUUUAUUUGCGGCGAAUCUUUUUUCAUUUUGAUUCAGUCUUGGUCGAGCAUUCUUGAUUUUGUCCGACCGCAAAACGAGUCCAGACCGCGCAUUAUAUUAUUCCCAAUGGAAUACUUUGUGGAUCAGCAAAGGUAUUUCUGUUUAAUCUUGCUGCACAUAAAUAUAGCUCUUUGCAUAGCAGGCAUCACAUUAGUGGGAGCGCUGGCGUUGCUCUUCGCGUGCCAGGAAUGUGUCUGCGGGAUGUUUACAAUCGCUAAUUAUCGUAUAAAGUACUCAAUGAGAUACAACUCGCUGCGGAAUGUUGACUUGACCGAUAAAAAUUUAAUUUCCGAAAGGAUAACCAGAGCUGUGGAUAUUCAUCGCAAAGCUAUGAAGUACUCCAAGUUUUUAAUGUCAAGAUUUGAGGUGGCGUUUGGCUUCUUAACAAUGACCGUAGUGAUCACUUUGACCCUUAAUCUCUUUCGCAUUUUUCAGAUCAUGUCGUCCGAAUUUAACAUCAUGGAACUGAUCUUACCCGUUGCAUGGGCGAUAUCUAUUAUUCUAUACAUGUUCUUAGUGAAUUACAUUGGACAAGAUCUUACGGACCACCAUACUCAGAUAUUCGUCACCGUAUAUAACAUUCAAUGGUACAAAGCGCCUUUACACGUGCAGAAGUCGAUAUUAUUCCUUUUGCAAAAAGGUUCCAAGGAUUUCACCCUGACCGUGGGUAGUAUCAUCAACGGUUCUCUGAAAAGCUUCGCUAUGCUAACGAAUACUUCGAUAUCCUACUUCACUGUCCUAUAUUCUACGCAAAAGUAAGGCAAAAAUUUAUGAAGUAAGAGUAGUGUUGCAAAAUGUAAAUGAUUAGUGACAAAGCAACAGCAUAAUUCUGAUUGACGUAGAAAAGAGUAUGCCGUAGCAUAGUUUGUGCUAACUUAUCUAAGACGUAAAAUAUAUAAUCUUUCAAACUCAACAAAUUAAUACGAGAUAUCAUGCAGUUUUCAACCGAUAUAUACUAUAUCCGAUAUAUACUAUA
Molecule: messenger RNA, 1845 nt
Organism: Harpegnathos saltator (Jerdon's jumping ant)
Lineage: Eukaryota; Metazoa; Arthropoda; Insecta; Hymenoptera; Formicidae
Exons: 9
Coding region: 354-1628 (424 amino acids)
Biological process (GO): detection of chemical stimulus involved in sensory perception of smell; sensory perception of smell
Cellular component (GO): plasma membrane
Molecular function (GO): olfactory receptor activity; odorant binding
Source: RefSeq, a predicted model, not a curated record